This is a messenger RNA of Paramuricea clavata, 1677 nucleotides long. The record is from the annotation of a GenBank genome assembly. NCBI's taxonomy places the organism in Eukaryota, Metazoa, Cnidaria, Anthozoa, Malacalcyonacea, Plexauridae.
CAUGACAGCAAAUAUUCCAUAGUCCAUACAAUUUCUUCAUAGAAUUUUAAUUUUUAUAAUCUUUAUACGAAGAAUAUUUUGCCCUUCUGCGGUGGUUUCAAAAUGAACAAGAAAAAGGUAACAACAAACGUGUUUGUGUGUACACAACUCAUUUUUCGAUGCUAAAUUUAGGAUGAUUAUUGCGUGUGAUUUCACAAUAUUUUGUCAAUCAUUUCAUGUUAUGAUUCCUGUAUAAUUCUAUGUUGACAAUUGACAGUGUUGUCCUGUAUAAAAUGUCUAUAAAGCUGUGGUUGUUGUAGGUUCUUCUGAUGGGGAAAAGUGGGUCAGGAAAGACCAGUAUGAGAUCCAUUAUUUUUGCAAACUAUAUAGCUCGUGAUACAAGGCGACUAGGAGCUACAAGUAAGUAGCUGUUAUUGAGUGAUUGUGAUUGAUGAAAUCAUGAAUAGAUAUACCAAUAGACCUUGCUGUUUAUUCACUUUUGACCCAAUGGCCUCGUUUUUGCAUUUGCCAGUUUCGGUAUGACAGGCGGCACAUGAAGGUUAUAUUCCCAUGUUUCCUUCGCGAUUUGGUUCCUGCUUGAUCUUAAGCCCAAUACCAAGUAGGUUCUUAACCCUAUCGACAUUGUGCAUGAAACACAAGUAAAUACCUGACACAAAAACAAGAUCAUUGGGUGAUUGGUAUUGAUUAUUGGAGUUGUUAUUUGUCCAGUCACAGAAAUCAAAGAGCUUUGGCUAUUUGUCUAUGAGUUAAUUUGAUUGGUCCAUUUAAAUGGCCAGCAGUUGUUUCACACAAUAAAACCGGAACCUGUAGCUCAGUUGGUUAGAGUGCUGCACCGGAAACACAGGACUGCAGGUUCAAUUCCUGCACCUCUCACCCUUGCACUAUCCUUGGGAUCUCUGAGUUAUUAUAGUUAGUAAGUUCAUUGUAUGGAAGGUUUUUUUAUUGUUACAACUUAACCCAUUAAGUUGCAUUGUGCCCAUACAUGCCCUACUUUAUUUUUUUAUUCUGUCUAAUGCCAGAUGAUUUUAUUUGGUGAGGGAGAUCGCUGGCACUCAGAGGCUAAUCAAAGUAUUUGCCAAUGUGUCAGUUAACCCAUUAUUAAUUAAAUAAUGUUGCAUUGUGCCCCAUUGCACUCUACUUUAUUAUUUUACUCUGUCUAAUGCCAGACAAUUUAGCUCACCUAGGGGAGAGAGAGGAGAGAGCUGGUGCUCAGGGGCCGGUUGUCCAAAUACUGGCCACCUUAAUCCUAGGUUAAUUAACAAAAUACUUAAAGCAAUCUUCCACACAGCUUGUUUAUAAACAUGGUUAUAUUUUCCCAGAAAUGUUGUCUAGAUCAAUAGUCUAGAUCACUAUUUUCUAAAGUUUGAAAUCAACGGAUUUGCAGCUGUACACAAACCAAAACAGUGGCCAGGUUAUAUUUUAACCCAGAGCUCUAAUCUAACAUCGUAUUUUUGUGAAUGCUAAUGUUUGAUAAUAUAUCAUCAUUGCACUUGACUGGAUGGUACUACUCAAUUCAACCAUGUUUUUGUUUUAGUUGAUGUUGAGCACUCGCAUGUGAGAUUUCUUGGAAAUUUGGUCUUAAAUUUAUGGGAUUGUGGUGGGUAAGUGCAAACUAUAUCAGUGAUUGUGAUUUCAUCAAGUGGAUCUAAUUUGAUGUACUGGUAUUCAAAAACCUGC